AUGGGCGACGAAGAAGAAAAGCCCGCCACUGACGCGCUCCCAGCCGAUGCAAAUGAGACCAUCUACGUCAAAAAUCUCAACGAAGGCGUCAAGAUCGAUGUUCUCAAAAAGUCGCUGGAAGCCCUCUUCUCAACAUAUGGGCCCGUCCUCUCUGUGACUGCCCAUUCGAAUCUGCGCAUGCGGGGCCAGGCGUUUAUUGCAUUUGACAACAAGGAGGCUGCUGCAAAAGCCAUCAAGGAAGUCGUUGGGUUCCCCCUGUACGGCAAACCGAUGCAACUGGCCUUCGCAAAGACCAAGUCAGACGCUGUCGUGGCCAAGCUCAAUGGGGGCGAGGAGUCAGAAGCGAGCAAGAAGCACAAGGAGGCGCGACUGGAGCAAAAAAAGCGGACAAGAAGAGGAAACGAGCACCGAAGAAGAGAGCUGGCCGAAAAGAUUGCUGCAAAGCGAGCUGCCGCGGGAGAGACGGAUGGAGCAGCAGUUGUCCCGGCGCACAAGAAACAGGCGAUUCCAUCGAUGCCCGACGAGUAUCUGCCGCCCAACAAGAUCCUCUUCAUCCACAAUGUCCCAGAGGCCGUCAUGCGCGACGACCUCGAUGGCCUCUUCCGCCAGUACCCUGGUCUCAUCGAUGUGCGCGUCAUCCCGGGCAGGAAUGUGGCCUUUGUCGAAUUCACCGACUCGGCGUCGAGCGCUGUGGCAAGAGACGGCCUCAACAACUACAACUUUGGAGGGUCGACGGAGAAGCUGCGCAUCACUUUUGCAAAAUAG
Acaromyces ingoldii is the source of this 765-nucleotide messenger RNA. RefSeq lists its product as hypothetical. The coding region runs from base 1 to 765 and encodes 254 amino acids. Lineage: Eukaryota; Fungi; Basidiomycota; Exobasidiomycetes; Exobasidiales; Cryptobasidiaceae. The transcript is spliced from 4 exons. The record is from RefSeq and is a predicted model, not a curated record. Gene Ontology annotation, biological process: mRNA splicing, via spliceosome. Gene Ontology annotation, molecular function: U1 snRNA binding. Gene Ontology annotation, cellular component: U1 snRNP.